Rotaria socialis is the source of this 2682-nucleotide messenger RNA. The record is from the annotation of a GenBank genome assembly. NCBI's taxonomy places the organism in Eukaryota, Metazoa, Rotifera, Eurotatoria, Philodinida, Philodinidae.
AUGAGUCGAUCCGACACAAGAACAUCACAUCAGGAAGGUUCAAAUCCAAUGUAUCGUAUACCACCAUAUUAUUAUAUUCAUGUUUUGGAUCAAAACACAAAUAUAACGCGACUUGAAGUCGGUCCAAAAACAUUUAUUAAACAAGGCAAUGAAACAGUUACAAUUGGCCCAGAAAAAAUGAUCACAGUACCACCCCAUCAUUAUUGUACUAUUGAAUCACCUGCCGUACGUAAUGAAGCAGGAGUAGUUCAAUUUGAUGAAAGCGGACAAGUCAAACUUCUUCAUGCCGAUUUAGAAAUUCGUCUUGCAAAACCUGACCAAAUACCUUUUCCACUUUAUCCUGGAGAAAUUCUUCGUCAUCCAGUUACUGCUCUAAAAGUUGUAGCAGCUAAUUCAGCAUUGCAUUUAAGAGCUGUACUUGAUUUGUAUGAUGAAACAACAAAAGAGCAACGCCAUGCCGGUGAUGAAUGGCUAUUUGAAGGACCAGCAACAUACAUUCCACGAAAAGAAAUUAGUGUAGAAGAGCAAGUUCGUGCAAUUAUUAUUGGCCCAAAUCAAGCAAUUCGAUUAAAUGCCAGAAAGGAAAUCAUCGAUCGAGCAGGUCAACGACGUGUUACUGGUGAAGAAUGGUUAGUUAAAAAAAAUGGUGCUUAUUUGCCACUUGUUCAUGAAAAAGUGGUUUCUGUUGAAACUGCUCAUGUUCUAACAGAUAAAAAUGCGCUUCAUCUUCGUGCUCUAAAAACUUUUACAGAUGAUUUUGGCAAACAGCGUAUGAACGGUGAAGAAUGGCUUGUAACUCUUAAUGAUACCGAAACACAUAUUAUUAAUGUUUAUGAACAAUUAGUUGCUGUUGUUGGUGUAAUAGUACUUACUUCACGUCAAUAUUGUGUUGUCCUUGAUCCAGUUGCAGACGGAAAGCCACAACUAGGAAAAAAAAAACUUAUUGUUGGUGAAAAGUCAUUUUUUCUUCAACCAGGUGAAAAACUUGCAAAUGGUAUUGAAGGAAUUUUCAUUCUGGGCGAAGAUGAAGGUAUUAUUCUUAGAUGUGUUGAAGCAUUUCAUGAUCAACAAGCUAAUACUGAUCGAAAUCCAGGUGAUCGAUGGAUGAUUCGGGGUCCAAUUGAAUAUAUUCCACCAACACAAGUUGAAGUUGUUAUACGUCGAAGAGCAAUACCUUUAGAUGAAAACGAAGGUAUUUAUGUUCGUGAUACAAAAACAGGCCGUGUACGAGCUGUUAUUGGUGAAACAUACAUGUUAACACAGGAUGAAGAACUUUGGGGAAAAGAAUUGCCUCAACGAGUUGAAGAGUUACUUACACGUGAUCCAUUAGCUGAACGCAAUGUUCAAACACAUAGUCAAACAUCGAAUAAGUCUCAGCAACAAGCCACUACUGCCAGUGUUAUAGAAAUAACUAGUGUAAAAUCAAAACUAUCUGCACGCGAUAAAUCAAAAUUAAUUACUUAUCCUGUGCCACAUAAUGCUGUUGUGCAAAUUUAUAAUUAUAAAUCUAAAAAAGCUCGUAUUAUUUUUGGGCCAGAACUUGUUAUGCUGGGUCCUGAUGAGCAAUUUACUCUAAUGUCAUUAAGCGGUAGUGUACCAAAAAAGCCAAAUCAAAAUCAAACACUUUGUUUACUACUUGGUCCUGAUUUUUUUACUGAUGUAAUCGUUAUUGAAACAGCUGAUCAUGCACGUCUUUCACUUCGACUUUCGUAUAAUUGGCAUUUUGAAAUCAAUAAAGACGAUGAAAAAGAAGCGGGGAAACUUUUUUCAGUUCCUGAUUUUGUUGGUGAUGCAGCUAAAGCUAUUGCAUCGCGUAUUCGUGGUGCUGUUGCCGGUGCGAAAUUUGAUGAUUUUCAUCAGAAUUCAGCUCACAUUAUUCGUACAUCUGUAUUUGGUAUUGAUGCCAAUCAACAUAUAAGAGAUCGAUUUGUUUUUCCACAAAAUAAUCUAAUUAUUACAUCAGUUGAUAUUCAAAGCGUUGAACCAGUUGACCAACGAACACGGGAUGCACUUCAAAAGAGUGUUCAAUUAGCUAUUGAAAUAACAACAAAUUCACAAGAAGCGGCAGCUAAACAUGAAGCUUCACGUCGUGAACAAGAAGCUAAAGGUUUAUUAGAACGUCAACGUAUUAAAGAUGAAGGCGAAGCUGAAGAAGUUCGAAAGCAACUACUUCUAUUGCAAGCUGAAUCGGCUGCUGUCGAAAUAACCGGUCAAGCUAAAGCGGAAGCUUUAAGUCACGCUGAAUCGGCUCGAAUUCAAGGCGAAGCCGCUGUUGAACAAGCUACUCUCAAAGCUAAGGCAGCAAAAAUCGAAUCAGAAUCGGAAUUAUUACGUUUAACAUCAGCACGGGAAGCUGAAAUAAAAUAUUUACGCGAAAAAAAUGAAUUAGAAAUUAGUAAAAUAGCUGAAGUAUCAAGAAUUGAAACAGAAAAAUUUAAACUGCAAGUUGAAUCGAUUGGUGCACCAACGAUACAAGCUAUUGCUACUUCUAGUGCAGAUACACAAGUUAAACUUUUGCAGGCACUUGGUCUUCAAUCAAUGUUAGUUACUGAUGGGCAUACACCGAUUAAUCUUAUGGGAUUUGGACAAGCUCUUUUAGGAGACUUCACUGGUAGUCCAAUUAAAAAACGACGACUAUCAAAUGGCGUUUCGAAUAAAUAUAAUGCCGAAGAAACUGAAUAG